Macrobrachium nipponense is the source of this 10736-nucleotide messenger RNA. Its product is annotated as golgin subfamily B member 1-like. NCBI's taxonomy places the organism in Eukaryota, Metazoa, Arthropoda, Malacostraca, Decapoda, Palaemonidae. The record is from RefSeq and is a predicted model, not a curated record. The transcript has 4 exons. The coding region runs from base 764 to 10522 and encodes 3252 amino acids.
UUUAUUGUAAAUUCAAUUACAAUAUGAAUGUCAAAUCCCAUAACACAGUCUGAGGCAUUAGUUCAAAACUUGAAGGAAUUUGCAAUGUUUAUUUAAUUAUUCUUGCCAAUGUGACAGCAAAAACGCAAUUCUUAAUACGGGGUUGACAUUCUAGUAGUUUUUUUAAUAUCUACCACAUACUCCAUACUCCAUGAUUAAUUGGCGUCGGUGGUGUGCGGUUGCUAAUGCUAACUUACCGCUAACCCCGAACUGUGUGGCACAUGUUACAACGUCUCGAAAUAAUCAGUUGUCGUAAGUUAAUGUUACUAGUAGAGUGGUUCCACCAGAAUCCACCUUCCUAAUCAGACAUCAACACUUGUGGUAACCGCAAUUUCUUUGUAAACUCCAUAACUACAUCUUGCAUAGGCUGUUGUAUGACCUUUGCCUACCCAUUUUAAAGAUGUUUUGACGCCAGAUAUAAUACACAAUCAAUCAAUCAAUGGAACUGGCUCAGCCUCGCCUGGACCUGGUCCAGCCUUGCCUGGGAGCGUCGAGAGGACGGUGCUCGCUCUCACCGCAUUAGUGGACAGUACCAGUCACCCGACCGUCGCUCCCAUCAGGACCAGACAGCUCGUACGACUUGUAGGAACUCCCCUGACACAUGAGACCGACCUUAAUAAACUUAAAGUGAAAGCUCACGAGAAUGAUAUUACAGGCUUAAAAAUGUUGUGUUAGGAGUUUUCUGUGGUAUUUCAUUAAACUUCACACUUGUUCUACCUUCACAAUGAGCAAGGAAUGUGUAUGGGAGGCUUUGCGGAAUUCAUCAUCUACUCUGACAUCUAGAAGUUUUUACCACCAGAAAAAUGUGGUUAAACAUGAGAAUAAAAAAGAAAUGGGAAGUGAGCCUUUGAAGCAACGGGAAUUGGAGGAGGCUUCUCAGGCAACAUCAGUUGGACCAUCAGGUAAAUGUGACAUUUCUGCAUGUUGCCCACCUUUGGUUAGUAACAACUUGAGCGAAUCAGAGAUUGAUGUAAAGGAUAUAAAGUUUUGUCAGAAUGAGAAAAAAGUAUCUUGUGAGGCUAAUGAAGGCACUGUUGAGAAGAAACAGGAUAAUUAUUUGCUGGGGAUGUCAGAUGGGAUUGCAGAAAGUGACUAUAGCUUAACUCAGAAAAGUGUCAUGAAGAAGUGUGACGCUUAUGCUAUGGGUAGUGAUUCUGAGAAUAGUGAAAAUUCUAUAGGAACUACUAAUUAUGAAAAGGAAAUGGAGAUUGAAUGUUCAAGUUAUGAAAAUGAAAAAAAUUCUCUCUCAGAACAGGAAAGGACAAGAGAUGUAAACAUUCUUAAAAUUGAAGUUUCUAAUACAUGUCAUAUUGAAGAGAGUGCCAAAACCCUGGAACCAUUCACUGAAAGGAGUAGAAAUUUUAGUGAAGUAAGAGCAGUCCAGAAAUGUUUUGAUAAAAGACCCAUGUUUGUAACUCACACCAGGAAAAUGUUCAAGAGAGGUAUAAAAAAUAAGUAUCUCACUAAGAUGCACAAGAAUACUUCAUCUUUGGCUCCAACCCAGGGUACUGGAAGUGAAACUCAAGUGACAAGUAAAGAAAAAGGCAGCAGUUAUGAAUCUGUGUUUGUUAGAAAUACCUUGACAGAAGGAAUUCCGGACAACAGUACUUUUGACGUUAAAGAUAGUUCAUUUAUAGCAGUCACGAAGGAGGAUACUGAUGUAGAAAAUCAAGUUAAUGAGAAUAAUGAUGGAUCAAGUUCAAUUUUCAUUGGUAAUAAGUUACCUCGAACUAAUGAAGGCAAAUCUUGGAAAUUAGAUAAUCAGUGUUCUAUGGAGAUAAAAUGUGUGUCGAAAAAAACAAGUAGAUACUCUACAGCAGGUCCUUCAGAAAGUUGUGUGAAUUUGUAUAACUUUGAACCUUAUACUGCUACAGCAGGUCCAUCAGAAAGUUGUGUGAAUCUGUAUAACUUUGAACCUUGUUCUGCUGAAGGCCUUUGUUCCAUUUUAAGAGUAGCAAAUGCUCUGAAAGAUGAUACCUUGGUCCCAAUACCCUCAGAAUCUCUUACUUUAGAAAUUAUGUAUGCUGCUGUUAACUGUGGUAUGUUUACUGAUGAACAGAUUUGGAAAUGGGUUAAAAGAAUUCUACAUAGAAAAGUAAGAGAACAUGGUAAGGCUUAUCAGAUGCAGUUAAAGUUGUUAAAAGCACUUUUUGAUUAUUUAACUAAGGUCGAUAAAAGAUAUAGAUGGAAAAGUAUUCUUCAGAAUUCCCGAUAUUGCCUCCCAAAGUGUAAUGAAAUGUGCGUGCUGUUUGAAACAAAAGACUUUAUGAGAGAUGAAGUACUGAACUUUUAUAAAAGCAUUAUUUUUGGGAGAGAUUUGUCAUGUUCCAUAAAUCCUUUAGUUAGUUGUGUUGAUGAUUCCUAUAUGAAUUCUAAAUGUCUUAAGGUUCAGGACAAUGCAUUUAAGUAUGAUGGAUGUAAGCAAAGUAUAUCAAGUGCACCAUGUAAGCCAUUUCAGAAUGUAACUAACAUUACUGAUUUUGUGGACAUUAAUCAGAAGUUUGGUUCCGAUGUUGAACCAGAAGAAAUAGGAACAGAAAGAACUAGCAGAGACAAUGAAUUAGAACUAGGAAUAUCAGUAAUGUACAGUAAGCAGUUAGAUUAUGGACCAUCGACUACAAACAUGUUUGAGAAAAGCGCAAGCGACAAAGCACUAAGUGGUUGUGGUGGUUCCCCUGUAAUAAGAGAAUUAUGUGACAUAUUGAAUAGUGUGUGUAAUCUCAGUAAAUAUGAUUCUUUCAGCAGUAGGAAGAAGGUUGUAGGUAAAAAAAUUUCUACUUUCAGGAAGGACAAGUAUAAAUGUAUUUCUCAAGUUGAAAAGAUUUUAACCACUCUUUGUAAGAUCAUUGGUACUGGCAAAUCUCUUGAAGCAGAUUUUCGUGAGAUGUUGCUAGAUUUGUGUCGUAAUGUUAAGGUGCUUGAGUCAUCAGCUUGCCACAACAAAGCCGAACUUAUUAAGUAUAAAACUGAAAUUAAGACUAAAGUAGUGCAUAUUCAAGAAUUACGUAAAGUUGCAAAAAUAGCCAAUAAGAAAGUGGAGUCAUGUCGCCAUCGUAUCAGGUCUUUGGAAGAAGAAUUAAAAUGUGCAAAAUCUUCCUCUUUGAAAGGUAACCAACAAUUGAUAGAAAGAAUUGCUUAUCUUGAGUCUGAGCUGCAGAAACACAAUAUUCAGAGAAAUCCUAGAGAGACUAAAAGUCUAGGUGAUAAAGUCAACAUUCCAUUUAAUGUGCCUAACAGUAAUGCUAAUUCAAUUGCAAACAAAAAUCCAAAUGGGCUCUCAAGUGCUGAGAUUAGAUCACCAUUAUUCUCAAAAAUAGACCUUCCUUCAAAAUCUGCCGGAAUGACUGCGAGAACACAGAUAACAAACAGAACAGAGGGAGAGUCCCCAGUGCCUAUGGAAUGUAAGGAAAUUUCUGAAGGAUAUAAGUCAUCAGUUUGCUGCAUUGGCCAGAGAACAAAUGCAGUUUCUGCAGAUGCUUGUAAUACUGUAUCUCAGCAACAUCUAUGUGUAUCUUCUAAGAUUCCUGAAAAUAGUCAGGUAGGUAUUCCAGUUCCGUCAAGUAGCCAACACUCUUCGCCAGUGACCCCAGAGGGUGGCUUGACAAUGCAAUUACCCACAGGCCCUCCAUUGGAAUCUCCAGUCUCAAGUGUUCAGUUAUUGUCUGGAGUAGCUCCUGAUCCAGGGGUAUUUCUUCGUACCCAUAAUAUUUCCCAAGUGUCUGAAAUAGGGCAGCCUUUAAUAGUACCAAAAGUUCCUUUGCCAUCAUCUUUAGUCAGAGAAACUUGUGUAUUUUCAUCUGUAUCUCAUGAUAUUUGUGUUUCUUCUCCAGUGAUAGCAAAACCCUUCUCGAAUCCACUAAGUUCUGAAGAGGGUUACAAAGGCUUCCCUGCCAUAUGUACUGUUAGCAAAUCUACCCCAUUUGUUUCAAAUACUUGCAUGACAACAAUAGACAGCCAUGUUAAAACCAUUCCAGAUGCAGCUGAAGUUAUGGGACCUAUUUGUAUUGAUACAGUAUCUUCUUUACAAAAUGAACACCAUGCUGGAAAGAAGAAAGACGAGGAAAGUUUGUUGAAUUGUAUUAGUCAGCAAAAUUUACUUCUCAUGCAAAAUGAAAAUGCAGCAAAGUUACAGGAAUUACUUGUGGAUCAAAUGUCCAAAGAUAUAUUAUUUUAUCAAAGUAAGACACAAGAACAGUGGGUAAAAAUGAAGGAACGUGAAGAUAGAAUUAUAGAAUUAGAAGAAAAAUUGUUACAUGAAGAGUUCAGAGUUUGUAGUUUGGAGCGUAGACUGGAAGAGAUUAAGAAAGAUAAGGACACCAAAAAAAAAUGGAGAAUUAUUACAGCUCCUAAAGAAGGAAGAGAAUUUCGUUGCCAGGGAACCGCAUUCAGUAUCGGCAAAGAGCAGUCAGAACACUUGAAAGAGUUAGAGGAACGCCUAGUUUCGUGUUCAAAGUUAAUAUCUGAUAAGAAUAGAACCAUUCGCACCUUAGAAGCUGAUAUAACUUCUCAUAGUAGCAAAAUCAAAAGUCUUGAAACCGUUAUUACCAAUUUAAUGAACCAGGUGAAGUUGCUUCAGGAACAGAUGUCAGCACCUGCCAUGGAAGAUAAACUACUGGAAAUUCAACAACUGAAGAAGAAGACAGAAAUAUUCCAAAAGGAUAUUGAAAAGAAGAAUAUAUCUCUUCAACAACUUCAACAGGAAGCUUCAUAUUUUGCUCACAUAGUUUUAGCACAGCAGAAAGUAAUUAGAGAUAGUGGUUUAUUAGAGAACACUUCAAUGCCAUCCUUAGACAGAUAUGAUUGUAUUGAAUUUAGCAGUGACAACAGUAACUCUUUAGGGUUGGUGACUUCCAGAGUUACUUCACCUGAUGGCCACAACCAAGAAUUAAUUAUGCUGUUGCAACAAAGGAAAAAUGAAAUGCCUAGGCUUAUUUCUAUCCUUAGAGAACUUGAUAUAAGACUUGGAGAGAGAAUGUCUUCAAAUAAUGUAUUUAGAGAUUAUUUAGAUCUGGAAAUGCUACUUGCAGAUGUAACACUGCUGAUUUUUUCAUGUUUGGAAACUGAUGAAAAACUUGGUAGGUUUUUGCAGCUUGAAAACAUUUUAGAGAGUGAUGAAGCUAGACAUGAGGGCCAGUUUUCUGGUAAUAAGUUGAACAGGAAGAAAAAUAUAGAAAAGGAUAAUGAAACUUGCAGUGGUUUUUUAAAAUGUAAGCAAAGUAAAAAAUCUGGAAAGUCUAGUGUGUAUUUCAUGGAUGUUAAACAGAAGAGUCAUCAUCAACUGAAAUGCAGGAAGAUUGGUGAUAAUGUGGAAGAAACUGAAAUUUUAAUAGAUGUUCAAAAGAAUAAUCACAUUCCGAAUAAGUUCCAGUAUCCUUGCAGCUAUAUAAGUCUUAGUAAUCAAAGUGCAGCUCCUAUCCCUUUUGAAGCUCAGGCACCAUGUGUAACACCAGAAAGAAAUUCUGUACAACCUGGAAUUGUAGAUUGUUAUGAGAAAAACUGUUUAUCCUUCAAGUCUCCAGAUGAGGAGAAGGCUCCUGUACCUAAGCAAUUAUUAAUAGAAAAUGAUUUGUAUUUUGAAAUGGAGAGUGUAGGUAUGAACUUAACGCAAGAGAAAGCAUUGACUCCUAGAGUUGAGGCAAAAACUACUGCUGAGCAAAGAGUAGAACAUAAUCUUUGUGCAUCAGAUGAAUUUGUAAAGUCAAGUUUGUCACAUAGAAAACCUGUAAGUGGAGGACAGUUUGGUGACAGUGCAGACAAAUUAUCAGUUUCAUCAUCACAGGAACUAGCCUGUUUGCCAGAUGAUGCAAAGGCACAUGAAGAAGACUUAUGGUCAGAAUGUGACUCUGGAAAAAUGUGUGUAGAACCCAGUUGUUCAGGAGGUUUAGCAGAGAAAGUGAACCAAAUCUCAUGUGCUCUUGUGAUUAAGAGAUUACUAAAAAAGGGUGUGAAUCAUAAGAAAAGGUCAGAGGAGCAGAAUAUGUACCCACAUAUUUCUUCACAAUCUGUUGAGAAGAUUGAAAACGCUGGAGAAAUUUUCCCUACAAAUAAUCAAGAAAGGAAACUGGUCAGUGUGUACAACCCAGAAGUAAUGAAUGAAUAUUCAGCAUCUUCUAUUGUCCAGAAUGAAAGAUCUGAAAGAGUUAAUGAUUUUCUAAACCAGGCAUAUUAUGAAAAUACAAAGCUAAAAAAACCUAAUAAAAAACUACUAAAGGACAAGGAUAGUUUUCACCGGAGGCAGGAUUGGAGUAGUUGGUUAAUUAGCAAUGAGACACAGAAAAUUGAAGGGAAUGGUGAUGAAAUAGAUCCUAUGGAUAAAAUUCAAAGAAGAAAAGAAAGUACGUCAUUUAAUGUGAGUGCUUCAAGAAAACGAGAAAGGGAGGAAGAACAAGUGUGUCUCUUUGGCAAGAAGAGGAAGAAAAUCACAUGCCAGAGCUCUUUUGUCUCGGGUACAUCAGAAUUAAAAUUUGACAAUGAUUUUGCUACUUCUUCCACCCUAUACACAGGUAAAUGUUUUUCAUUAUUGAAACAAACAAAUAGUAUGAAUUGUGAAAGUUUUUCAAGGGAUUUAGAGAAGGAUGUCAUUAUUAUGAACAACAAAGAACAGCAUAACAAGAGAAAGGUAAAGGAAACUUCAAAGGAGUGUGAAAUAGGUGUGGAAAUAACCAAGAAAGCCAGUUGUGAAACAAAUUAUGCUAAAAUAAAUGAGGAAAGAGUUGAAUCAAAUGAAAGUAGAGGUGACAUUGAAAGUAAAAACAAUGAAGAUAGCCAGUUGAAGGAAAGAAAUAUGGAGGGAGUAAAUUUCAUAAAUAGAGAAUCAGUAAAAAAUGUCUUUGCAUUGGCUGAAUGUUCUAAAGAGAUGGAAGUAAAUGUUGGUAAAAUGGCUGAAUGUUCAAUAUUUGAUAAUGAAAGUUUGUACACUAAGAAUUUGUUAAGGAAUGCUGUUGUGGUCCAAUUGUGGAGAAGGUAUCAGUCCUUAGAAAAAGAUAAUGAAAGCUUCAAAGAACAUGUUCAGUCGAUAGAAGAAGACUAUCAUAAAAAAGUGCUGCUUAUUCAGGAAAGAGAUUUGGCUUUGGUCAAGGCAUUAAAAGAGAGAGAUGAAGCUGUGGGUUGUAAGGAAAAAACUGUUAGUCUUUUAAAAGAUUCAGAGGCAAAAAAUAAGAAAGUUAUUGAAGAGUUCAGGUCUAAGGAAGAGCAUAUUAUCAAGGAGAAAAUGUUAAUUGAGGCAACAUUGAAAUCAAGAAUAGCUGAGAAGGAAAAAUGUAUUGAAGAUUUAAAUUCUCAAAUGAAAAUCAAAAUGGAUGUCGUCAAAGAUCAAGGAAAUUACAUUGUAGAAUUGCUGAGAGAAAAAGCAGAGGUUGAGAAAACUAGGAGAGAAGUCAAGUUAAAAUCGAAACAAGUUAAAGAGAAAUACGUCGAGAAGCUGAUCUUUGAAAAUGCAGAUGCCGGUAAAGUCCUUGAUGUCAAGGCUUUGGGCUCUAUUAAAGUAACAGCAUUAAGUGACAGAAUGAAUAAUUUUACUAUCAACGUCAAUAAAUAUAUAGGUAACCUUAAGAACAUGAAGGCAGCAUUUGAAUCACUUCAACCAAAGCUUGAUUGUUCAACUUCUGAAGUAAAUUUUGAACAAAUGGUAGCAGACACUCUAUCUAUUGAAAAUGGUAUCGAAAGCUUUAUGAAUGAAAUAAUUUACUUAAUUGAGGCUCUUAGAAAACAAGAACCAAAGGAACUGAACAAUAAGUGUGUUGAAGAACCAGAGCCAAGCAUUGCUUUUGGAAUUAUCCCAGAAACAACAAAAUGUUCAAGUUUGAACCUUGAACAAAGGAAGACUUACAACACUUCAGGUCUGAUGAACUGGAAAGAAACAACAGAGCCAAAAUUUGUGGACAAAGAAGUGCAGGGAAUAUUGGAAAUGGCUGCAUACACAAAUGAAUUGGGAGUAGGUCUAGAAUUUCCAACAAAGAAAAAACUAUGUAAAGCUGUUGAUGUUCAUUUAUAUUCAGACACUCCAUUUUUUAAAGAGCAGAAUGAGAAAAUUGAUCAAUAUGAAAGCAUUCUAAAGGAGAAGGAGAAUAUCAUAGAAGAACUUCAAAACAAAGUUGAAGGUUUAAUAUCUGUCCAAAAUGAGUUUUCAAAUUUUGAAAAACUGCUUGAACAGACUUUGGGGAUAUUGCCAGUAGUACCUUCAGAGAAGGAGUAUAGAAAUCUUCAGGAAUGUCAGAGAAGUUUGUCUCAUGUUCCUGAGGUGAGGCCAAAGUAUUCAAAGACACAAGAGGUUGAUGGGUUAAAAGAUACGACAGAAACUCUGCCAAUUGUUAAGGAAGCAACUUCAUUAAAAUUACAAAGUGAUCAUGCUGGCGCUAACAGGGAGAGAAUCUUGAAACUGUUGAUGUCACAAUGCGAAAAAAGUGAGGAGUUGGAAAGAAUAGUGAACAAGAUGCAUCUAGAAAAGGAUGCUCAGCAGAAAAUGCUUGAGUCUCAUGUAGUUGAAAAAACUGAACUUUCAAAAGUUAUUGAAUCUUUGAGUUCUAAGAAUAAAGAGGUUCAAAAUUCUUGUGGAGAACUUGAAACAAAAAACCAGCUUUUAGUAGAAAGUAAAAAGGAUAUUGAUGAAGAAAAUAGGAAACUCAGACAUUCUUUAGAAUCUUGGGUUACUGAAAAAAGUCAUUUACAGGAAUUGAUUGAGUCCUUGAAUUCAGAAAAUAGGGAACUUCACAAUAAAGUAACAGAAAAGGAAGCAGAAAUCAUGACGAAGAAUGACCAAGUUACCAAAAUAGAGGACAUAUUGAGAGGAAAAAGAGAAAAAAUUAGUGAAUUAGUGUUGCAUAACCAGAACCUUUUAGGAGAUGUGAACCAGAAAGAUCAGUUGAUUAGUCAUUAUACUAAUGUUGUGGAGGAAAGCAAGAGAAGUGAAAAGGAAAGAGAAGAUGUCAUAUUUGAACUCAAGAACAAUGCCAAGGUGAAUAUGCAGAGUAUUAUUACUCUGAAAGAGGAAAAUCAGAAUUUGAAAAGUUUGCAUGAAAUUAUAUGUAAAGAGAAACAAGCCUUGGUUGCCACAUUAAGUACUUUGCAGAAUGAGACUGAUGUCAUUAAAGGUAAAUUCUUGAAUUUAGAAACUGAAUUAAAAUUUGAAAGAAAUGAACAUUGUAAAACUUUAGGUUCUCUUGGAUUAGCAAGACAAGAGAUUAGUGAUAAAAUUGUUGAAAAUGAAAAGCUUGUGAAAAGUAUUAGGAAGGUACAGGUUAAUGAUGAAAAAGCUUGUUUGAACUUGAAAGUAAAGAGAGAGUUACAACAAAACAAAGGACUGCUGUCACAAAUUGAGAGCUUGAAAUGUGAGAGAAGUGAAUGGAAAAAGUCAUUUGCUGCUCAAAAGUUUCAGUACCAACAACUGGAGAAAGUGAAAGAAUCGCUCUCUUUUAAACUAAAAGAGGAAGAGAUUAGAUUUAAGUCACUUCUGAAACAGAGAGAUAAAGAUUGGAGAAAAGAAUAUUACAUACUAGUUACUCAGUUUAAUGAAAUAGCAGAUUACAAUACUAAACUUCUUGAUCAAGUGAAUCAUUGGAAUGAAUUUAGGAUUAUGCUUUGUAGGGCAUUAAACAUUAAGUUAUCAUAUGAACUGAGCAGUAGUCCCAGUCCCCAGGAUAUAGAAUGUAUAAAUCAGCUCUGUUACGAGCAGAAACAUCUAGAAAAUAAGAUGAAAACUCUGAAGUCUUCAUUAUGGGAGGAACAGUUGAGGAAUGAGAAGUUAGGAAGGUUACUUCAUGAAGAGCAGUCAAAGGUUCAUGCAGCUGAAAUGAAAAUCCAGGAAUUAGAGAUAGAAGUUAUGACUGUAAGGGAAAGUAUAGAGAGAGAACAGAUGAACAAUGUAGCUCAGAAUGUGAAAUUAAGAGAACUAGAAAAGAACAAAACAUUCCACUCUCCUGAGGAAGUAGAACAGACAAGGGCUUAUGAAUUGGUUAGAAAAUCAGAGUUGCAAAUGCUUUCUCUGCCUCCCUCAACCUCUUCUCAGGAAGUAGAGGCCAAACUUGAAAUUGCUGAGGCAUUUGCCCAAGAAGAACAAAUAAGAUCAAACCAUUUGUUGCAUGUAAUGAUAGAUGUGCAACAAAGGAAUGAAAGUCUGAAGGAAGCUCUUAGGGAAGAACGAUCACAGUAUCUAAGCCUCUUAACAGAGAUAAACUGUGGAGAACAAAAAUGCAAUUAUCAAAUGAAGGAUGCUUGUGUAAAAGUUACUGACAAGGAAUGCCAGACUCAUGAUUUUCUAGAUAAGAUUUAUGAAGAUGAGAUUGCAAAAGUGCAAUACAGUUUUAAUUUGGAGCAAAUGUCCUCCCAUUACUUCUGUAAAAUUUUCAUAGGAGAAUGUAGAGACUUCAAAGAGAACUUAGAAUUGUGGCUUAGGCAUUUAAAUUCUUAUAUAGGAAAACAAAUGGAAAGAAGGGAACAGUUCGAGGAAAUUAUAAGAGGAGUCACAGAAGAAAAUAAUUUUGAAUGAUGUAAUGUAUUACUGGUGUUGGGAAAAAGUAUUUAACCAUUCAGUGUAAACGUAGUAACCCCUGCCUAUGGUUAUGGUACAUUUAAGAGUAGGUAUAGAGUUCUUAUAUUACCACACUUGUAAGUUCAUUCUUUGUUUUAUUUGCUUAAGUGAACACAUGUAGGUCUUAUAAGGGACAAAAGUUAUGAUGUUAUAUUAAAAGGUAAUACAAGUA